GACAGUCAGAAUGCCGCGACAAAGUUUCGUCCGUAAACAAGAAAUAACUGGUUACAUUCAAUCAGACGGUGACAUCCAGGACGAUGAUGUCGAAAAGGAAGAUGAAGAAGAGGAAAUGCAGCCUGAAUUUCUGGACACGAAGGAGAUGGACUGUGUCUCAUCUGGAGGAAAAAUGUUUAAAUUCUCUGUGCCACCGUCAAAAGAAGUAUCAUUUAUCAUGGCUGGUAAUAAGAUGUGCCGGGUCAUGGGCCGUUUCCACCUUUGUGAUCCCUGGUGGAAGGUAACCUGCACAGUUAAACGUGGCAGGUGCAAGUUUUUUCCCCUCCCUUUCAGCUAUCCCUCCUACAGCCUCCGCACCGAUCUGAGUUCAAAGGACCGGUCACUGGUGUCUCUUUUUCUUAAAGAGUGCGGGGCACAACCUGUAUUUGUUACCGAGUUUAUGAAUUGGUUGCCCAAUGACAGAAAUGUGGAGCUUGUCAAAGUGCUGGACGCCCUGCAGGAGUUUGAAGAUUCAUCACUUGAGAAUAAAGCUGUGGCUGAACAGCUCAAGUCAAGUGUCAAAAACUCAGUCGCUUGGACACACGUGAGAGUUGCCAGCUUGUACCCUCAAAUCAUGAAAUACUUGCCAACAUUGCUGCCAGGCCAGUUUAUGGAUAUAAUAAGCAAUGGAAAGAUGAAAAACACAGCGGAAAACACUGAAGAAACUCCACAGCAGCAGAUUAACACAAGUUUAUUGUCUAAUCUUGAGGAGUUAAUCAAGACUGAUGUUUGGAAGUUGGGCUUCAACUAUAUCAUGUUUAAAGAGUUUCGUAUGAUCAGAUGUGAAGCAAAACUGGAGGCCUUCAAGUGCUUUGAUUGCUUGUUCAGAAGAAUCCCUGAGGUACAGCAAAAUGCCUUGCUGUUGUAUGCAGAUCUGAAAGAAUACUGCAGAAACACUGGCAGCACGUACAUUGAACAUAAGAUGCUGCUGGAGAAGUGGAAAAAUACAUUUGAGGGGGCCAUGUUUCUUCAGGAGCAAGGGGUGCUGGUGAAGGAGAACAACAAGGUGUCACUUCACAACCACUUCACAGACGAAAAAGGCAUUGCAGAAUGCUUGAGGGGCCUGGUUGAGGGAGAACCCUGGAAAAUCCACUUGGAUGUGAGAAAGGUUCUUCGAAGAGCUGCGAUGAAGAGAUUAUGGGGAAAGGCUUGUGAUGCAAGAACAUCGGCCUCUGAAAAAAAUGACUUGGAGCAGGAAGAAGAUGAUGCUCAGGCUGGUUCCUCAAAUAUGGACCACAAUGGAGGAAUGGUAACCCGUUGCGAUUCUCCUCAGUCCUUUGACGUUUUUGAGGCCACCACCAUAAAAGAGGAAGACUCAGAUUCUGACUCUGACUCAAAUGACCCCACCUAUUCAGACAUUGAUUCCUCAUUGGACCCCGAUCAGGUGCGAGCAGCAGAAAUGAUGUGUGCCAACCCGGUGACAGUGAUCAGUGGGAAGGGAGGUUGUGGGAAAACCACAGUAGUCAGCCUGGUGUUUAAGGCGGCCAUGCAGAAACAGACCAGCAACAGAGACACUGAAGACAAGCCUCCUGUGGAGGUUCUCCUCACUGCUCCUACAGGGAGAGCUGCUUCGCUUCUUACUAAAAGAACCGGUUUCACUGCUUAUACUAUGCACCAGAUUUUAUGGAGUUUCAAAAAGACAAAAAAAGAUCCCAGUGGAAAUUCUCAGGAUUGGAAGUUCUCGCAGGUGCGGGUGCUGGUGGUCGAUGAAGGGAGCCUGGUGUCUGUUCAGAUCCUUCACUCCGUUCUCAGCAUGCUUACCAAACAUGCAAAAUUCCAGAAGUUCAUCUUUUUGGGAGAUGUGAGGCAGCUGCCCAGCAUUGAGCCUGGAAACGCACUGUACGAUCUGUUUGAAGGCCUCAAGAUUGUCCAUUGGACAAUUGAGAUGAAGACCAACCAUCGUGCCGAGUCUGAGCUCAUCAUCAGAAACGCUGGACUCAUCUCAGAGAUGGGUAAGAAAAGGCGUUACAGCUCUCUGGAGUUUGAUGCCACCAUAAAUAUGAAAAAUCCCUCCACAGUUCCAUCUGACAAAAGGUUCAUUUUUGUCAAAAUCAGUGAUAAAAAGGAUGCUCUCCAGGAAGCCAUUCAAUUCUUACUCAAGGAUGCUCCUGGACUCAAAGACCAUAAAUCAUCACAGAUUGUGGCAUUUUUGAGGAAGGACUGCCAGUUGAUCAAUGAGCUUUGUUGCACCCAUUAUUCAGAUCAUGAUGCGAAGACUCAUGAAAAUAAAAUAUGCUUUCAAGUGGGAGAUAAAGUUUGCUGCACAAAGAAUGGCUACAUCUCUGGCAAAGAUGAGGGAAAAAAGCUAGAAGAUCCUGUCCGUGCUACUGCUGGAACAUCCUGUUUAAAUGUUGGAGAUUCCCAAGAUAUUCCUAGAAGCCAACGAAAAAAAGAACAGAUGACAGUGAAAAAUGAAAGAAUGUGCAACGGUGAAAUUUUCUUCAUUAAAAAGGAUGUGACUGAGAUAGAUAUGGGAGCAAGAAGCAAAACAAUACGCUAUCUGACACUAGAUGAUGAAAACGGGCAUGUGGUAACUUCUAACCACAGUGAGCUACAGCGAGAAUGUAAAUUGCGUCAUGCUUGGGCAAGAACCAUUCACACCUUUCAGGGCUCAGAGGCGGAAACUAUUGUGUAUGUUCUCAGAAAUAACUUUGCUGAAAACUGGCAGCAUGUAUACACUGCAGUGACACGCGGUCAGAAGCGUGUGUAUGUAGUGGGUACAGAGCGUGACCUAGAAGGAGCCAUCAAGAAAUGGAUCCCCCCUCGAAACACACGAUUGUGUGGCCUUCUCAAGGCGAUAGUUGCCCAACAAGGUCUCGAAGCCUCAAAGCGGCAUGCUGAAUCAGACCCAUGCACUACACCGAGCAAACUUGUAAAAGUAACAGAGUAACAAAUCUGUAAAUUAUCAAAAAUACAUGAUAUUGUAUUUAACUUUCUAUGACAUAAUCUUUCUCUAGCAAACCUCUUCAGAAGAGUCUGCGCUAGCUCAAGCCCCAAAUCUCACAGCAAGGAGCUUCCCUGAGAAAAUUCAUUUUCAUAUCUCAACUUGAUUUACUCCAAAAAGAAACAAAAAUCUGAGCUUAAAUACAAUAGCAUUCAUUUUAGUAUUGUCAGUGGAUACAUUUUAUGUUUAUUGUUCAUCUACAAUGCAGCUAAAAAGGGUGGUGUUAUCAAUAAAAAUUUGAGACCACACUGAUUCAACUGAUUCAAAAUUUAAUUUAAACCUAGAAAUACACAAAAAGUUUCAGGGUUUUGAAAAACUCUAAAACAAAGAAACAUGCUGUAAAUUGAAUAGGAACUACCUAAGAUUCAAUGCUAUUUUUAGGUCAGUAAUCAUAUAAUCAAUUUUCUUUUUAUUAUUGUUAAUGUUCUACAAUUAUUAGAUAGCAUGAGCAAUGCAAUGUUCCAAAUAUUAAUCAUGCAAUCAAUGUGCUUUCUAUAUAUAUAAUAAUAUAUAUAUAUAUAUUUUUUCAAAAGUUUGAAUUAUGCCUUAUUUUCUUUUUGUUAUUAUAUAAAUCAAGGAAAUAUUCAUGUAUUUGUUCUCAGGUAGGCUAUAUGAGUCUUCCUGCUUGUGAUUUUUGUUAAUAUUAUUUUAAUGUUCCAAAUAUUAAUCAUGUAGUCAAAAUAUUUUCUGUUUUUUUUUUUUUUUUCUAAAGCUUGAAUUACGCCUUUUCUUUUUUAUUAUUAUACAAACCAAGAAUAGAAAUAUUACAAUAUCAUGUAUUCGGACCAUUCUCACUUCUGCAUCCUCUAUUCUACCUUUUGACUGUCGAAAUUAUAGUUUUUUGAUGGCAUUUUUUUGUUUGUUAUUACUUUAAGCAUGGAGCAAAUAUGUGCAUGUCUAGCAUUUCAAUACAAUUAUCAAUAAUGAUUAAAAUGAAUAAAGAAUUAAAAAUCA
This is a messenger RNA of Megalobrama amblycephala (Wuchang bream), 3937 nucleotides long. RefSeq names its product DNA helicase B-like. The record is from RefSeq and is a predicted model, not a curated record. The transcript has 12 exons. The coding region runs from base 11 to 2929 and encodes 972 amino acids. Lineage: Eukaryota; Metazoa; Chordata; Actinopteri; Cypriniformes; Xenocyprididae.